AUGGGGAACAAUAAUGUUAAAAAGUCACCUGGACAAUUCGUUAAUCAACCUCAUUCUGUGAUGAGUGUUCGAACUGUUGAUCGAUAUCCUCCCAAGGAUCCGGAAAUACUUUCUCGUUAUUAUCAUUCAACAAUACGACAUCAUGCUCACUAUUUAUCUUCACCUUAUCAUCAUCUUUAUCAGUCAUAUCAUCAGGAUAGAUUGUCCAACAAUAAAGUACCAGGUAAAAAUCAAUCGCCUCAUAUCACUUUGUCAAGGUCACAUUCAGUAAUUCACUCAUUUGUUAAUUAUAUAAUUUUUCACCAUGGAUUCAACGGAUUCAAUGAUAAACAUCUAGAAAGUCAACCAGUUACGAUUGAAUGGCAAGAAUUAAGUGUUUCGGUUCGACCAGGAAGAGGAUUGUUCAAAUCGACGGCAUCGACCAAUACAUCAAUUCCUAUAAUUAAAAAUGUGACCGGUAGUGUGGAAAGUGGCCAUCUCUUGGCGAUCAUGGGAGCCUCUGGAGCGGGUAAAACGACCUUUCUAAAUGUUCUAACAGGUCGAAAUCUACGAAAUCUCGAUGUGGGAGGCAAAGUGCUUCUCAAUGGUCAAAUCGCGACUGCCGAUAAAAUGGCCGCUUGUUCGGCUUACGUUCAACAGGAUGAUAUGUUUAUCGGUGUGUUAACAGUCCGUGAACAUCUCACAUUCCAGGCUCAUUUACGGACAAGCGAUGGAUCAGAUCGAGAGAUCAAAGCCAAGGUUGACAAUGUUAUUUUAGAGCUCGGAUUGAAAAAGAUUGAAAAUUUUCGUAUCGGUUCACCGGGAAUGGAUAAGUCAAUUUCUGGGGGAGAAAUGAAAAGACUCGCAUUCGCCUCGGAGGUGAGAACUGAUCCGUCGAUACUUUUCUGUGAUGAACCGACGUCUGGAUUAGACUCUUUUAUGGCUCAAAGUGUUGUCAGCGUUUUAAGGUCAAUGGCAGCGACUCGACGAACCAUAUUAGCGACUAUUCAUCAACCUUCAUCUCAAGUUUUUGAAAUGUUCGAUGAGAUACUUUUACUUUCUCAAGGAAGAGUCGCUUUCAUGGGAAGUUCAGCUGAUGCUCUUAUUUUUUUCUCUCGAAUUGGACUUCGAUGUCCAUCCAAUUAUAAUCCUGCCGAUUUCUAUGUCCAGCAACUCGCAAUCAUACCUGGAAAAGAAGAUGAGUGCAAACGAAAAGUUUCCAGAAUUUGCUCUAAAUUCUCGGAAUCCGUUAGCAUUUCACGCACGGCACAAGCGCAAAGACAAAUAGACCAGAAAGGAGGCUACAAAAGGCCGACUCGAUUCUCGUACAAACGAGGCUUUUGUACGCAAAUUAAAUGGGUCGUUUGGAGAUCAUGGUUGACUAAUCUUCGAGAUCCUCUUUUAACCUUUUUCAGAGUGGCUCAAACAAUCUUUGUUGCUCUUCUUCUCGGUGUCGUUUACUGGAAACAAGAAUACAGCCAAGAAGGAAUCAUGAACAUCAACGGAGCCUUAUUCAUCUUAUUAGCUAAUGUCACAUUUACGAAUGUCUUUGCAGUCGUUAAUACUUUCUGCUUGGAAUUACCGAUAUUUAUUCGUGAAUAUGGCAAUGGACUUUAUUCAAUUGCCGUUUACUUUCUUUCGAAAUUAUUGGCCGAGUUACCGUAUUUCGUUUUCUUACCCUUUGGUUUCGCUGCCAUAACUUAUUGGAUGAUCGGCUUGUACGACGAGAUCCAAGUCUUUUAUUUAACGGCCAUGGUUUUGGUGCUAAUUGCAAAUGUCGCCUGUGGUUUUGGCUAUUUCAUCUCGUGCAUCAGUAAAAGUGUCACCAUGGGAUUGUCGAUAGCACCGCCGUUCAUGAUUCCACUCAUGUUGUUUGGUGGACUUUUCUUGAAUAAUAAGUCGAUUCCCCAUUAUCUGGCAUGGAUUAAAUAUCUCAGCUGGUUUUACUAUGGAAAUGAGAUUAUCGUAGUUAAUCAAUGGCGUAAAGUUACUAACAUUUCCUGUGAUAUUCCAGAUUCUGAUCAUUUAGGCUCGUUGGUCGGAGCCCUAGUGCCCAACAUGACUGAAAUUGAAGUUCUUCGAGACGCUUUGCCCCCAGGGCUUGGAUGUAUAUUGGAUGGGAAAGGAGUAAUCGAAAGGCUACAUUUCGACGAAAAUAAUGUCACAUUUAAUUUCAUCGCUCUAGGAGUUCUUCUAGUCGCUUUUAGAGUUUUAGCUUUCAUUGCAAUUACAAUCAGAGCUCAAUUAUUCAGAUGAUUAAACAUGCAAACCAUCAAACGAAAGGUUAAAUUUUCAUGUUCACACAAUCAACUGCGGUCAAUUUUGUUUCUCAUUUCAAUUUAAGUGUAAAAAUGGUCAAGAUACUUAUUAAAAGUUAAUCAAGCUACAAAAAUCAUCACAUUUAAAAUUUUUCUUGGUCAAAGAGGAGUAAUUAACUUUUAGAUAAUCAAUUGAUUGGUUAAACCACAAUUUAAAAAGUAAACUCAUGUUAUAAAAUUUUUCCUAAAUCAGUUAAUUAUUAGCGAUAACUAGUGUAUGUGUGGGUAAUUGUAAUCAAAUUUAAAAUCAAAUCUUUUUGUUGAUGUUGUUGCUUAGAAUCAAAUUACAUCAACAAUUAAGAGAUGAAACUUUAAUCACUCAUCACAUUGGGAAUAAACAAUAAUAACCUUUAUAUUGUUUACAACUCAACUG
Panonychus citri (citrus red mite) is the source of this 2670-nucleotide messenger RNA. Its product is annotated as protein white-like. Gene Ontology annotation, cellular component: plasma membrane. Lineage: Eukaryota; Metazoa; Arthropoda; Arachnida; Trombidiformes; Tetranychidae. The transcript is spliced from 10 exons. The record is from RefSeq and is a predicted model, not a curated record. Bases 1 to 2235 code for a protein of 744 amino acids. Gene Ontology annotation, molecular function: ATP binding; ABC-type transporter activity; ATP hydrolysis activity.